AUGCUCAGUGCAUCUUCGGCCAACAACCACUCUCUUUUCUCAUUCGGUCGGAAUGGCGACGCGAAUGAAGUAGGAGAGUCGACUAAUUCCUACGACUUUCUGCCCUCGGUCAGCUUCGACGACCUUCAAAGCAGUCUCGAAUCCGCCUCCAACGAUUUCAAAUUGACCCAGUUCCCGUCCCCGACCGGUCAAGGCGGUAUUUUGGACACACAGGGCAUGGCCGACAAAAUGGCCGGGGGUUCCAACACGACCCAGAAUGGCGGUCCCGCGCGCCCUGGGAAUGCAAUUCCCCAGACCGCGACCCGCCCUGGCAGGUCUGGUUCUAUCCUCAGAAGACCUAGUACUUCUUCCAACAGGCAAGCCAGCAUAUCUUCGACCGCCUCUGGCCCAUCUUCUGUCGCCGAUCCCUCAAAUGGCCCUUCAGCCGCAAGGCCCCGGCGCCAGAGCCAUUAUCCUCCAGUAUCAAACACGAAUAUCGCGAAACCAACCAGAAAAUCCAUCGGCUCAGGUGCCAUUGAAACGGACUCCGGCAACCGCACUGCGCCGCGCAGGAGACCGAGUCUGAUCGGCAACGCUGGUGGUGGAGCCGAUUCCACUCGGGCCUCGAUCGAUGGCAGUUCCGGCGCUGGAUUCGAGACCCCGAGAAGCCUCACGAACAACAGAGCGACCAAAGCGAAAUCGAUGCACCAAGCACUUCCUCGGGCAAACACUGCCAAUCUCUCGACUCCCGACAGCAGUCGUCUCUCUACGAUGUCACCCCGCUCACCGCGUGGUGGCAGCAAGGGAAAUAACAACGGUUCGGCCCAGUCUAGACGGCAGUCCGUCAUGCCCGGAAUGUCGCACGCAUCGCACGCAAGCGGACUCGGCGCCAGGACCAUCAGUCCGACGGACACGCGAAGAAUGAAGCGCAUGUCCAUGCACCACGUCCCGAGUCUCAGCCAGUUGGCGAACGCGCCGCCUCCACCACCGCUCGAGCACCGAGAACACUCUAGAUCUCCCUCCAUGAUACCCCGAAAGACCUCUGCAACCCCGUCGUCAUCUCGGACGACCCCCGACCUACACAGAAAGUCGUACAGUUCGGGGUUGUCCAUCAUCUCGACAAACAGCUUCAACACUGUGAGAACCUCGACUGGUUCAUCAAUUCAACCCAGAGCACCCGCUGCGGGAGCCGCGUCGCGUCUACCAGCACCCAAAACAUUUACCCCACAUAACCACAACUCCCAUUCGGCUGAUGACGAACAGGACGUUCCGCCCGUGCCUGCUAUUCCGAAAGCGUACGAAUCACCACAGCAGUCAGCCACCGACGGGUCGUUUUUGGACAAGCGGAAAGCCAACCUCGCUGCCGAUGCUAGCAGCAUCAAUAGUAACUCCACUGGCAGCUUCUCAAUCCCCUCGCUUCCCGAACCCGCUGUCAAGGUUGCACGAAAGGCUAGCACCCGGAAAUCGACGAAUGCAGCAGCCCUGGACGCCGAAAAGAAGGGCAAUCCUACCCAAACGAGGAAGAACCCCCCUCCUGUGCGACUGCCCCCACUUACUGUUGGGCCUCUGAACCCAUCUACAACAGCCAAGAUCGCGGCACUGGGUCAGAAUGGUCCCGACAGAAACUUAAGCCCGCCCCCUUCGCGUGUAGCAGCAAAGACGCCUACGACUCCCAUGACCGCCUCUAAGAGCUCCUUUUUCUCAAGGAACAGGCAGGACGACAAGGGAGAUUUCAGCUUGCGAAGCAGCAGCACUGUUCACCACGCCCGCCUUGACAGUUCAUCUGGUGCCGACGGCACGAGCUCGUCCGAGUCAUUCGAAGCAGUAUCGAAGCAGCCGGCCAGCAAGCACAGUGUGUCUCCCUUCCUCUCUUCCUCAUUGCCCAAGGGAGGAGCCGAUCCUGCAUUCCUCAAGAGAUCAAAGACGGGCGACUUGGGCAACACCACAGAGCCUCUUGACCUUAAGCCCGUCCAGAAGCCUUCAGGCCCCCGUGCCCCUCGCCCACCGAAGCCGAAAUCGCCGACUCCACCGAUUUCCGACCCCGAGGAACCGCCUACGCCAUCCUCGAUGAGCUCUUUGCGUAGGAAACUGAGCUUGUCGUGGAAGCGUGGAAAGAACGAUUCGAAGUCCGCGCAAGACAAGACCCUCGAACGCAGCAUUAGUAAGGAGCAGAUGCCUCCUCCGCGGCUACCAAUCUCGGUAACUGUCGGCAAUCUUGGCUCGGCAAAGAACAGUCCCAGUCCCUCUGUAAAGUCCAAGGCUAGCACGUCUUACCUGGAUUCGCGGAGAAGGAAGAGCUCGGCGGCAAGCUUGGGCCAUGACAGGACUAAAAGUGAAAACUGGACUUCAGCUUCCGUCCCUAAGGCUCAUCCGGAGUCCACUCAACCUCACAAUCCAUCUGUCAUGCAGAAGAUAUUGCGCCCGAAAGCGUCGGCAACUGCAAUGCGACACCAGGAUCCGUGGACGGCGGAUCUCGAUAAGGAUGAUCUUGUUGCAGAGGAAGAGAUGAAGAAGAUGGGUGCCCGGAGGAAGGAGACUGAGAUUGCGGCUAGGACCCUGGACGCUUUGAGAAAGCGUGCGACACCCAAGGAGCGGGUCGGUGCUCAGGAGGCUAUCCGAAUCGCCAUGCUCAACAUUUACGAACGAGGCGAGAUCGUCGACUACAAUGAUGUCUACUUCUGUGGAACUCAGAACGCCCGCAAGGUUGUUGGUGACCUUCAGUCCGACGCACCCAACUUUGGCUACGAUGACGAUCGCGGAGAUUACAGUAUUGUUCCGGGCGAUCAUCUCGCCUACCGGUACGAAAUCAUUGAUGUGCUUGGUAAGGGAAGCUUUGGACAGGUUGUCCGAUGCAUUGAUCACAAAACAGGCGUGCUUGUUGCCGUCAAGAUCAUCCGCAAUAAGAAGAGGUUCCACCAGCAAGCUCUUGUCGAAGUCAACAUUCUGCAAAAGCUUCGCGAAUGGGACCCCAAGAACAAGCACAGCAUGGUCAACUUCACUCACAGCUUCUACUUCAGAGGACAUCUUUGCAUUUCUACCGAACUCCUGGACAUGAAUCUUUACGAGUUCAUCAAAGCAAACGCGUUCCGUGGAUUCUCCCUGAAGCUCAUUCGCCGCUUCACGAAACAGAUGCUCAGCUCGCUCAACUUGCUCAAGCAGCAUAAGGUUAUCCACUGCGAUCUCAAGCCGGAAAACAUCCUGCUACGGCACCCAAUGCAUUCGGAAAUCAAGGUUAUCGACUUCGGCUCUAGCUGUUUCGAGAACGAAAAGGUGUACACCUACAUUCAAUCACGUUUUUACCGAUCUCCCGAGGUCAUAUUGGGCAUGACGUAUGGCAUGCCCAUCGACAUGUGGAGUUUGGGAUGCAUUCUAGCCGAGCUGUACACCGGAGUCCCUAUCUUCCCGGGUGAGAAUGAACAGGAGCAGCUAGCGUGUAUCAUGGAAGUAUUUGGCCCACCCGAGAAACACCUCAUCGAGAAGAGCACUCGCAAGAAGCUCUUUUUCGAUUCCAUGGGCAAGCCGCGCCUUACCGUAUCUUCCAAGGGACGCAGGCGUCGUCCGUCGUCGAAGACCCUCCAACAGGUCCUUAAGUGCGACGACGAGGCGUUCAUCGACUUCCUUUCCAGGUGUCUGCGGUGGGACCCUGACAGGCGUCUCAAACCAGAAGAAGCUAUCCAUCACGAGUUCAUCAGCGGCAAGAAGAUGGGUGCGCCUCUCCCACGGAUUCCGACGACCCGCGAUGCGUCUCCGGCGAAACGUCACACUACUUCCGCCGCGCCGCGUCCCCUCCCUGAACCUCCCGCCGCUGGCUUGAGAAGCAACCCUGGAUCAAGACACGUGAGUGGCGCCAGUCCUCAUAAGCCAGUCUCAGGCCAGGCCUCUCGCAGACCCUCAGUAGCGACUGCUGGGACUGUCCACGUCGCUACAGCCAAACGCACGAGCACUGGACAAGGUGGUAUCACCGUCGGUACCAGCAAUCUGCCUCGCGCAGCGAUUAGGAGCGUGAGCGCCAAGCAAGAUCUUGCCUCAGUCGGAGCCAACGUGGCCAUGAGCCGAAGAGGAUUGUAG
Molecule: messenger RNA, 4047 nt
Organism: Colletotrichum karsti
Lineage: Eukaryota; Fungi; Ascomycota; Sordariomycetes; Glomerellales; Glomerellaceae
Product: dual specificity protein kinase pom1
Exons: 2
Coding region: 1-4047 (1348 amino acids)
Biological process (GO): peptidyl-threonine phosphorylation; peptidyl-serine phosphorylation
Molecular function (GO): ATP binding; protein serine/threonine kinase activity
Source: RefSeq, a predicted model, not a curated record